Messenger RNA from Phytophthora sojae, 1452 nucleotides. RefSeq lists its product as hypothetical. The coding region runs from base 1 to 1452 and encodes 483 amino acids. Lineage: Eukaryota; Oomycota; Peronosporomycetes; Peronosporales; Peronosporaceae. The transcript is spliced from 3 exons. The record is from RefSeq and is a predicted model, not a curated record.
AUGCGUUACCUGGAGAAAGACCCCAACUCCCCCACCAAUGAUGACCUUGCUGACGCGAUCAGCGAGAUGGUUGAGGGGAAAGAGGCGUUUGCGUUGCUGCUGGAGCAGGAGUACACCCCGAAGAGCAUUGGAAAUCUGGGCACCGGAGCUCUGAAGCACGUCGAUAGUGCGAGAUUUCGAGCGUUGGGCGAGGCGAAUGCUGUCGUCCCCGUGGACAAGAAACUGGAGUUUUUCAUUGCGAAGCUGUCCCACAAGAUUGUCUCGUGUCCCGUCGGAAUGUAUGACAACGACUGGCGAGAAGAGGAGCGCAAGCAGUCUAUCCAUUGGUAUUCCACGAGUGGAGAGGAUCUCGGACGUAGCAGAGACUCCAAGUUGGAAUGCAAGCUCAAUUUCCUGAAUCCUGCCCAAGCGACUUACACGCAGAUGUGGGAACCUCAUGGUGACAGCAAUGAAGAGCCGUACACGGGUAACGAGGGUCCGACCCGGAACACAAAGUACUGUAGAUUCGCUAUUGUGGCGUGGCCGGCUGCCCAACAUCCUGAAAAUGCACUGAAGGCGAUGUCGGCGGAACUUGCUGUCGAGGCAUUGAUGAAUCGACGACCGGUUGACGCGGCAAAGCUACGCACAUUCCUCGACGGGGCUAGUAAGAAGCUUGGUUCAGGGAAGACGUUUAAGACCUGGGCGAGUGACAAGAAGGCGUCAGCGAGAUUCUGUCGGUCGUUUUUCGGGCUGCUGGUCGACGCAGGAGACCAAGAGCUGACAACGUUGUUUCUCACCAACUUUUGUCCUUCUCUUGGUAACUUGAGUGAGAAUACGACUCUUAUCCCAGGGAUAACGAAAGUCGUCAAAACAUUUGACUGGGGCGACAUUGGGGCGGCCAUGCUGCCCGUGCUGGGGAAUAGAACGGAUGAGUAUCAAGAGGAAGAUUUUGGGGAGACGGAGCUUGAGAUGACGCUGCAAGUAGUUGACGGAUUGGACAAUGGAGCAGCCCUGCAAGCUGAUACAGCCCAUUUGAAUUCUUCCAAGGUGAUUGGAAUCCUGUGGAAGCACGCUAUCCUCUCAAGCAACAACGACUAUAUUGGUGACCUUGACGAGACAAGUGAGAAGUACACAGUCCUCGCCUCCAUUGCCGCCAAAAGGGCGAAGUGGCUGAAGGGUGAGAUCCGCCGCUUGAAUACGAAGUUUUCAUGGGAAAUGCCCAAUGCCGAGUUCCCUAAGAACCCCAAGAUUGAGGCGUUCCUUCGUGGUCCCGACACCUCCAUGAAGACGAAUGGCGCGUCGUUCACCAUGAAACCUGCGGGAAAGGGAAAGACGGCGUACGUGACGAUCACGAAGACGAAGAAAUGGUAUAACGACCGCCAGAAAAAAGUGCGUGAGUACCAGAUCGAGAGAGCUAAUCUGAAGAAGCUCUACAAGGAGGGAAGUGCGACCAAGAGAGCGCGCACGGAGUAG